Gryllus bimaculatus (two-spotted cricket) is the source of this 3878-nucleotide messenger RNA. Lineage: Eukaryota; Metazoa; Arthropoda; Insecta; Orthoptera; Gryllidae. The record is from the annotation of a GenBank genome assembly.
GGCUGACGCUGAUCUCCCGUUGUUUUCGAGACGUUCUUCACCGCUCCGACCGCCCCGCCGCGUUCUCCACCACAGCGAAGGGAGCGAAGGAGAGUUUUUAGCAACAAUGCCGCUGCCUAUGCAGGCUGUUAUAUAUCAGAGUGCUGUGGAACCAAUGCAAGUAGAUGCUCCACCUGAAGACAAUGAUAAUAAUGAGGAAGAACCAUAUAUUGUGGAGAACCCAAGUUUGGAUUUGGAGGCUUAUGGAAACAGUUAUACAGGAUUAGCUCGACUGUACAGGCUCAUGUAUAUAGCAGAUCAUUGCACUUCGUUACGACUAGAAUCAUUGAAAAUGGCUAUCCAGUAUGUUAUGUCGACAUACAAUGUUGCUUUAUAUCAACAAUUACACAAGAAAUUGCAAGAAACAGCAAGUGCUGCCAGUUUGCCAGAUGUUGCUGGUGGUGGUGCCCAGUCUACAUCACAGGAUGUGCCAGCUCUAGAUCUACUCUGGGUGGAAACCAGAUCGAAAAAAGCUGCUCUAAAACUUGAGAAAUUAGAUACAGAUCUGAAAAAUUACAAAUCUAACUCUAUAAAAGAAAGCAUUAGACGUGGCCAUGAUGACCUAGGAGAUCAUUACCUUGACUGUGGAGAUCUUUCAAAUGCAUUGAAAUGCUAUUCCAGAGCAAGAGAUUAUUGCACUAGUGGAAAACAUGUGGUGAACAUGUGUCUUAAUGUCAUUAAGGUCAGCGUUUAUCUUCAAAACUGGUCACAUGUUUUAAGUUAUGUCAGUAAAGCUGAAGCUACUCCAGAUUUUUCUGAGGUUCAUGGAAAGGACAGCAAUCAGUCAAUUUUAACUAGAUUAAAGUGUGCAGCUGGGCUGGCAGAACUUGCAACAAAAAAGUACAAAUCUGCUGCCAAACAUUUUUUAGUCGCCAAUUUUGAUCAUUGUGACUUCCCAGAAUUGUUGUCACCUAGCAAUGUGGCAAUGUAUGGUGGAUUGUGUGCUCUUGCUACCUUUGAUCGACAUGAAUUGCAGAAAAAUGUUAUAUUUAGCAGUUCAUUUAAAUUGUUCCUUGAGCUAGAGCCUCAGUUGAGAGAUAUUAUAUUUAAGUUUUAUGAAUCAAAAUAUGCAUCUUGUUUAACACUACUAGAUGAUAUCAAAGAUAACCUGUUGCUGGAUAUGUAUAUUGCUCCUCAUGUGAAUGCUCUUUACACACAAAUUAGAAACAGAGCAUUGAUUCAAUACUUCAGUCCUUAUUUAUCAGCUGAUAUGCGUAAGAUGGCAGCUGCAUUUAAUACCACUGUGUUGGCUCUAGAAGAUGAACUAAUGCAGUUAAUAUUAGAUGGUCAAAUACAAGCUCGAAUUGACUCUCACAACAAAAUUUUGUAUGCCAAGGAAGUAGAUCAACGCAGUACUACGUUUGAAAAAUCCCUAUCGGUAGGAAAGGAAUACCAGCGAAGAACCCGAAUGCUUAUUCUCCGAGCUGCCAUGUUGAAGCACCAAAUACAUGUGAAAAAAGGACUUCCAUCAUCAUCACACUCUGCAUGAGCCGCAUUUCCACAACUCGUGCCCUAGUACCAAUUCUCACUUGCCUUAUCGGUGUGAAAACAGAGGAGAUACUUUCUCUUCCAAACUGCAGUCACCUGCUUCAUCAUGGAGAGAUCAUGGAGCAUCAUAACUGGAAAAGUCACCAUCCAAGACAACCACUUCUUCCUCUUCAUUUAUUUGAUUUUUAUUUACCAUUUUCUGGCAUUUUCCAAUGAACGUCAUGCCCUAAUUUGUAUUUGUUUAAUUUGUUUGUUGUUUUUUGACGAUUUUGAACUGAACAAUAUUGAUGAGGUAUAUCUGAGCUAUGUAAGGUUUAUCUGAACUGAAUGAAAGGAACUUGAUAGGGACUGCAAGACUUAUAUUUUUAAAGGGCUCAGAUUACCCCACGACUCAUUAACCCGUUCCUACCCUAUUGUGGCACUUGCAUCCAUGAAUGCUUAAUGUUAUUUUAUUUAAUUGGUUACAUGUUAUUGGUGGUUGUGAAUAUAUUUGUUGUUGGUUUCGCUGUGAAGUUUUUGGUUUAAUCUUAAAUGCACCCAAUUGUGCUUCCUCUGUUCCAAUCAUUGUUUCACUGCACUUUUCUAAUUGCAGAGUCCUCAGAGAGACAGUGGACAAGGAGGAGAGAUGUCUGUUGCUCCUGGCAAUAGCUCCUUGGCAGCAAGAAAUUGAGAGCAAUGUGCAGGACAUUUGCAUUUGGAAAGAAAGAUAUAGCAGGAGGGAAUUCCUGGGAUGAGUGAGGUUUAUGUUUGGUCAACCUGAUUUGUCCAUGUGAUAAAGACUGUCAGCAUCUAAUAGACGCCAGACACAAGAGUGGUAUACAGUUGAAGCAAGUUAGUUUUUGUAUAGACUUAAGAGUACUGCUGCUUCAGAAGUAAAGCUGGCAUUGAGAGAUGCAGAGUUACUAUUGUGCGAGUUGUGUGGUUCAUCCGGAUUCUAGCCAAGAACAGCACUUGACUGAUUGGCUUGAUGAGCAACUCUUUCCCGGAAAAAAAUCUUGAAUUGUCAACUCUAUUUGCAGUAAAUUUUGUAAUGCUGUCUUGUGUUCUAAAUCAUUCACACAUUGCUCCUUAUUUCUUUUGGGCCAUAAGAUUUGGUAUUUAUGUGAAUGCUUUAUAAAAGAUAUUAAAAUACUUCAUAAUUUUAAAGUGUUUGUGCUUUUCUUAAUACGUGUUAAGUUUUGCGACUUUUUAAAUAAAGUAAAUAUCAUGCGAUCUGUAAAUUUUUUCUAGAAAAUUGCCAACAUAUAUACCAGCAUGGAAAAAUAUGAAAUUUGUUUUUUAUCAUGCUGAUAUUUUUUGUAUGUAAAAAGGUUGUGUUAACCCAGUGUUUAAAUUGUUGUGAGCAAAUAAAAUCAUUGCUAAUUCAAAAAACAAUAGCAAUGUUUGUCAAAUUUAGAGUUUUGAAAUUGGUUUUGUGUUUUACCUGAAUUUUCUCUUUUCUUCUUCUGUAAUUACUUUACUACUCAAUUAAUUCUUUAUCAUUUUCAUCUUGCUACAUGUAAUUGUAGUUUUGAAAGUUGUGUUCAAGAAUCACUUUUUUCAAAACAUGAAGUUUUGUGUGUACAUUACUUCAGUAAUGUAUCAAGCAUUGAUUAAGAAUCUUAAAAAUAUAGAUCCAACUUCUUAAAAAUGUUUGUUAUUGAGUAAGACUGAAGGACAGUUAAACGAAUGUUCAUAAGUUUUGCAUUACUUUGUAAGAAUUGUAUUGCAAAAGUACUAACAUUAAUGUUCAUAGUCAAGAGUAAGAAGCUUUAUUUUAUUCUGAGGCUAUAAUGUGAAUACUUAUUAAUGUAACUCCACAGGAAUGUGAAUGCAUUUGUUUCCAAUUAGAGUAUUUCUAAUUUUAUAUCUAUUGAGUUUAAUAUGUUCCACUGGAGGUUAUCUUAAAAUUAAAGUGGUGUUUCUUCUCUGUAAUCCCUCGCUCUGUUUGGUUUUAUCUUUCUUCACAUACCUAAUCAAGAGUAAAUUUUUAUUUAUUCAAAGCAAUUACUUCAUUUUUGUGGUGUGAAUUGUUUUGACGAUCGAAGUAUUAGAGCUUGGCAAUGUGUGAGAUUAUUUUCAGUACUGUUAAAAAUUAUUUUGUUUAAAUGAUAUUAUAAAAACAACACUGUACUUGACAGUGUGCAUUUAAAUGUGUAUCAUCAUACACCUAACAUUUGGAUGUUUUAUUCACUUUUGCCAGUAUUCUCACAGGAAAUUGACAUACUCCCAGCAGCCACCCUUUCAUGCUCAGCGAGUUAAAAUUGAAGUCUGUAAAAUUCAUGAUUUGUAUAAAUUAAUUUGUGUCUCCAAUUGGAGUAUGAUUGUGAAUUGUGAAAAGAAUAUAUUGUGCAAAAAUAAAUAAAUUUCGU